Molecule: messenger RNA, 579 nt
Organism: Plasmodium falciparum 3D7
Lineage: Eukaryota; Apicomplexa; Aconoidasida; Haemosporida; Plasmodiidae
Gene: BET5
Product: putative trafficking protein particle complex subunit 1
Biological process (GO): endoplasmic reticulum to Golgi vesicle-mediated transport; vesicle-mediated transport
Cellular component (GO): Golgi apparatus; endoplasmic reticulum; TRAPP complex
Source: RefSeq, a predicted model, not a curated record
AUGAUAUUAUCAAAUGAAAAAAUUCCCCAAGUAACGGAUAAGUGGGGUGAUAUGUAUUAUUACUUUUAUAUAUUUUAUAAAAACCAGUGUAUAUAUAGUAUUGAUUUAAAAAAUAAUAAUACUCAGGAAAAAAAAAAAAAAUCAAAUAAAAACGAGACGGAAAAAUUAUUACUAGGUUCAAUUUAUGCUAUCAAUUACUUAUGUUCUAAUAUACAACCAAAUAAAAAAUUGAAAAAUUUAUAUAAAUCUAUAUCAAAUUCAAAUCCUAAACUUAUUAAUACAAAUAUUCAAACCCAAAAUAAUAUAAACACACAGGAAAAUAUACAUGUCGGAAAUUUUAAUUGUUUCAAUACUCCAUUUUAUAAAUUACACUACGUAGAAACAUUAACAGCUUACAAAUUUGUUUUAAUUACACAUAAAAAUAUUCCAAAUUUAUCAAAUUUUCUUAAAGACAUUUAUAAAACCAUAUUUAUCGAUCUCAUCAUUUUAAAUCCAGUAUAUAAGAUAGGAGAUGAAAUAAAAGAUAAAAUGUUUGAUGAGAAAAUAUUAGAAAAAAUCAAAAGAUUGUACGUCGGGUGA